AAGAGUUUAAGUGAACCAACGGGGUGUUUUUUUUUUAAAUUAUUGUGGGUGCCUGACUGGGAAAUCAGAAAUGAAAUGAACAACGGGUCGGGUUGAACUGGGCCGGGGAGAAAAAAUUUCGAUCCGAAAACAGAAACUUUACCCUCAGGUUUCGACUUCGAUACUCGAUUCACCUUCACUCUCCUCCAUGGCUUUGCUCGGCGACGACGGACGCGGUUACGAGUUGGCUCGGAAGUUGGAGGUAUGCGGCGUGUGGCGCACCUGGCUCGGUGACACUUACUAUUCUUCUUUCGUUCACUCCCUCUCUUCGCCUGCCACGUGGGAGUCCUUCAUGCGAGCCGACCACACCAAAUCUAAGUCUCAGAUCCAUCUCCAACUCCGCGCACGCGCUCUAUUGUUCGACAAAGCCGCCAUCUCUCUGUUUCUUCCAAAUGAUGAUCCUUCUUCUGCUUCCGUCUCGAAGCUCAAUCCAAACUAUUUGCAGUUGCACGGCGAUGACUUGUACUUCACUCUGGAAAAUAAUUCGCAAGACGGGGUUCAAAUGCGAGAAACUAUUGGUUCGUCAAAUACUGUGCCGUCCAAGAAUCAGUUGAAAUCAGCUUAUAAUACUGGAACAAGAUAUGAUGAAUCCCAGUAUGAUAUGUUGCCCCAGAGAUUUCGGAGUGACGAAUUGCCGGAAACAUGGUAUGAUCGGUUUAUUGAGAAGUAUAAACUUAGUAGACCAUAUAAGGUAUUGCUGGGGCAACGAGAGUUGGAUAAACGUACCCCUGAGGGGAUGUCUGAUUACCUUAGAGUUGUUCAGAAACAUAAGAGAAGGCGUGUACCAUUUCUGGAGGAUCAGUGCACAGGCUCUGGAAAUUCUGUCUCGGAGAGUACAUCCAGCAUGCUGUCAGAUUCUGUUUCAGAUUUUGGUAACUCGGUUGAUGGAGACAUUUUUUUACCUGAAGCAAUGUUUUUAAUGAAUAGUGUGCCUCAUUUUGCAGUCCCGGCAAUUAAUAGAGAGAAAAUUAACCUAAAAGUAGAGUUGAAUGGGAUUCUUGAUACCUUGCCUCAGGUUAUGACCAGGAGUCCUGUUAUGAUUGAGAGGCUUGGUAUACAGCCUGAGUACCUUGGCAUGGAACAAGGAGGCAACUUUCAUCGUGGAAAAAAUGUUUCUGAAGGGAAUAAUAAAUGUCUUUCUGAAGAGCAAGCAUCACAGGUGUCUCAAAAGGUAAUAGCCCGCCUACUGACUGUUUCGGGAUUUGAUGGUGCUACUAAAGUCUCGUUGGAAGUGUUUUCUCAAUUGCUUGGAUGUCAAAUUCGUAAAUUAGGCGUUACCUUGAAAGUUCUUUCUGAUGGUUACAGACAACAUUGUUCUGCCAUUGAACUAAUUAGGAUGUUUCUUGAAGUAGCUGGAUAUAGAACUUUUGAGGUUUUUACGGAGCUUGUUAAGGAAGGUAGUAGGAAUAUAGUGCCACAAACUCAGCAACAAGUACAUGGAAUGCAGCCACAAUCGCAGGCGCAGCAACAGAGUACCCUUAGACUACCCCAGCAGUUACCACGACAAAUGAAUCAGCAAAUACAGCAGGUGGUUCAACCUCAAAAUUUGGCUUUACAGCUGCAGCAGCAACACUUGGAGAGGAUGCGGAAACGCCAACCAACCAAUCCUCACCCUGGCAUGGAUAUGGAUAAAGACCGACCCACGGUAACAGCCAAGGUGGAGAACUCUUCAGAACUGCAAAUGGAUGCAAACCCCUUAAAUGCAGUUAAUCCCAGGCAAUCUCAAAUGCAGUUCCGGCAACAACUGUCAAAUCUCCAUUUAAAAUCUAGCAAUCAGUUGAGACAGUUGGCGUCUGUUCAAAUUCCUCAAUUGCAGACUCCUCAAGUGCAGGCACCUCAAAUGCAGACACCUCAAGUGCCAACACCUCAGGUGCAGACGUCUCAAAUGCAGACACCUCAGGUGCAGACGUCUCCAAUGCAGACACCUCCAAUGCAUACACCUCCACUGCAUACACCUCCAAUGCAGACACCUCCAAUGCAGACACCCCAAGUGCAGACACAGAAUAUGGGCAUUGUUAGGGCUCCUCCAGUGAAGGUUGAUGGUUUCCAGGAAUUGAUGGGUGGAGAUGCUUCAUCAAAACAUGAUUCAGAGGAAAGUAAGCUGACUUCCCCGAUAAGUAAAUAGGUUUGGAGGUAUUUAUUAGGCAGUUGUGCGUCAACUCAGGCUAUUUUAGCCACAUGUAGUUUUAUUGCAAUUGUUUGCUUCUUUUGUUGUUUAAAGGAAAAAAAGAUGUUGAAUCUGUAGAAAAUAUAAUUUAAAUAUAUAAUUCAUGUAUAGUUGAUGCUCCAAGAAAUCUUCUGGCAGAGCUAGUAAACAAGCUAGAAGACCCCUAGAGCCCAUUUCCUGAGUUAGACAACUGACAAUGUAGGAAUCCUUUGUGCAUUUUGUAGCGUAAGCUGUCAUGCAUAUAUACUCUACUUGAAGCUAGUUUAUUUGGUGUUUCAUAGAGGGCAUUAGUCUUCUGUCU
Pistacia vera is the source of this 2507-nucleotide messenger RNA. RefSeq lists its product as uncharacterized. The transcript has 6 exons. NCBI's taxonomy places the organism in Eukaryota, Viridiplantae, Streptophyta, Magnoliopsida, Sapindales, Anacardiaceae. Bases 188 to 2164 code for a protein of 658 amino acids. The record is from RefSeq and is a predicted model, not a curated record.